AUGGCGUUUCUUUAUAGCAGUGCCCAGUGCAGGAGAGGCUCGUUGUUGAGAGAGUUGGUCUACAAAUGCAACCAUCUUUUUGCAUGGAUUUUUUUUCUGUUUCAGAAGGAAGAUGUCAUUAACGCGGAAAGAGACGAAAGACUGUCCCUUCGGAAGCAUCGCUUCAUGCAUUUUGCAUCGCUGGAGUAUGAAGGAGAAUAUUACAUGACACCAAGAGAUUUCUUGUUCUCAGUAGUGUUUGAUCAAGUUGAACGUAAAGCCUCAGCCAAGAAACUGACAAAAAAGGAGGUAGAUGCUGCGCUGCUAUGCGUUGCCAAAGCUAAACCAGGACCGACUUUUUUUAGAGAGCUUGGUGAUAAAGGGCUGAUAUCUUAUGCAGAGUACCUAUUUUUGCUGACAAUCCUUACGAAACCCCAGACUGGAUUUCAGAUUGCCUUUAAAAUGUUGGAUACAGAUGGCAAUGAACAAGUUGAAAAGAAAGAGUUCUUUAAGCUACAGAGAAUCAUUGGGAAGGAAGAUGAUUUGAAAACAGCUGGAGAUGAAACAGUGUUUCGGGGAGCAGAACUGGAAAGCUGUGGGGUUAAUACCAUGUUGCUGGUCCAUUUCUUUGGAAAAGAAGGAAAGGAAAAACUUCGCUAUUCUGAGUUUUUCAGGUUCAUGGAAGAUCUGCAAACAGAAGUCCAAGAAAUGGAAUUCAUAAAGUUUUCAAAGGGUUUGAAUGUCAUGAGAAAAGAAGACUUUGCAGAAUGGUUACUGUACUUCACCGAUGAGGAAAACAAUGAAAUUUACUGGCAGAAUGUGAAAGACAGAAUUGAGGCAGGAGAGAAUAUCAGUUUGGAAGAAUUCAAGACAUUUUGCAAGUUUACAAACAACUUGGAAGACUUUUCUAUCGCCAUGCAGAUGUUUACUGUAGCCAAUCGUCCUGUUAAACGGGCUGAAUUCAAGAGAGCUGUGAAGGUGGCAACAGGACAGGAGCUCUCAGAUAAUGUUUUGGAUACCAUCUUCAAGAUUUUUGAUCUAGAUGGAGAUGACUGCCUGAGCCAUGGCGAGUUUCUUGGAGUCCUGAGGAACCGAAUUCAUCGAGGUUUGAGGGUACCGCAACAGCAAGGCAUUCAAGGUUACUGGAAGUGUGUGAAAAGAGAAAGCAUUAAAGGAGCCAAAGAAGUGUGGAAACAAACUGGGAAAAGUCCUUUUUAA
Messenger RNA from Opisthocomus hoazin, 1197 nucleotides. Lineage: Eukaryota; Metazoa; Chordata; Aves; Opisthocomiformes; Opisthocomidae. The record is from RefSeq and is a predicted model, not a curated record.